CCCCCUUAUUGCAAUUCACACCAUUUGUAGUCAGGUUUAGCACAUAACAAACUUUCGAUUUUGCUGAUUGAUUUAUUUUAUCAACACAGAAGUACUCCUUGUUCUGUACAAGUUACACAGAAAAUUUAGACAAUGGAGACAGGGAAUGAAACUCUUGCAGACAGGUUGAACAGAGAAGUUGAUACAUCAGGUGAAAAAUCUAGUGACAUAAAAUCUGCCAAGAAUGAAUUGAACCAAAAUAAUGUUGAUACAAAAGAAAAUGAGAAUGAUAAAAAGCUAGAAUUUGAUGCUGAACUUUUGUGUAAAGAUAAUAACAUUAAAACUAACAAUGAAACUGAAGAAAAUAAAAGUGAAAUACAAGAAAAUGGUGACAAUUGUGAUGAAGUAAGUUCUGCUAUAAAAGUAGAUCACACAACUAAUGACAUUGCUUCCAAUGAUAAUGGAGAUUCUUGUACUAUAGAAGAAAAAAUUAAGGCUGAUAGUAGUGGUGAUGAUAGUAGUGGUGAUAUUAAGGAAGAUAAUGAGGAAGAGUUUGUAGAUUUAAGUGAAGAUUCAGGAUCAGAUGCCGAGUAUGAGUCGGCAGAAGAAGGGGAAGAAAUUCAAGUGGAUAAAGAAAAUUUGAAAGAAUUAGAAAACUCUUUGACUGAUGAAGAGAAAGAGGAACGUAGAAAUACAGCACAGAAAUUAAAGGAAGAAGGCAAUGAGUUGUUUCGUUGUGGUAGCUAUAAAUCUGCAAUACGUGUAUAUUCUCGUGCAUUACGGACAUGUCCCCUCAAGUUUGCCAGAGAUAGAUCGAUCAUGUACUCUAACAGAGGAGCCUGUAAGAUGAGACUGGAGGACUAUGAUGAAUCUAUACGGGACUGCAGUAAAGCUCUGGACUUACAUCCAGUCUAUUUGAAGGCUCUGAUGAGGAGAGCAGAACUGUAUGAGAAAACUGAAAAAUUAGAUGAGGCCCUAGCUGACUUCCAGAAAAUUAUUGAACUGGAUCCCUCCCAACAUUCUGCCAGGGCAGCUUGUAUGAGACUUCCUGAUCAAAUUAAAGAAAGGAAUGAAAAGUUGAAAGAAGAAAUGAUGGGGAAGCUGAAAGAUCUAGGGAACAUGGUUUUACGGCCUUUUGGUCUUUCUACAAAUAACUUUCAAAUGAAUCAAGACCCUGCAACUGGUGGUUAUUCUGUGAAUUUUGUCCAAAAUGCAGACCAGAAAUAACACACCAAACACAUUGUUUUUAUUUAUUAAAAUCAUAUGGGAGAAAUCACUGUGAUAUAUAAACUGUUCAGACAUUGAUAAUACAUUGAAAAAAGACAAAUAAAGAAAUAAAAACUUUUUUCCUUCUAAAUGAAAGGAUAAAAUGUUUACUGAGCUUUAUGAUUAUGUUAUAAUUUGAAAAUUUAUUUCAACACUUUAAAGCUGCACGCCUCCAGAUGAGCAAAACUAUUUCAAUAAAAUCAAACCUGAGAAAAAUGUACUUACAUUUUAGGAAAAGUAUAAAGAUUCCAAAUUCUAGUAAUUAUUUACAUAUUAUGUGUGAUUUAUGACCGAUUUUUCAGUAUUUGUAAUUGUAUUUCUACUGUGUUACUAACGCAGCAAGGGCUAUUUUUGCAUAUUUUGACCUCUUUAUGGUAAUUUACAUGGGUUUUGUCAUUUAUAAUGUGUAUAUUGCAUUCUCUAGGUAAGUUCACAAUAUGUUACUAUUAAAUACACAUGUACAUUUCAAAAUUUUUAUGAAAAUUAGCAUGAGUCUGGAGGUGUGCUGCUUUAAAUGCAUCAACCAAAACAGCUCUUCUAUUGCCCCUAGUACAGUGGCAAACUUGCGAAUCUGGGCAGUCUGAUCAAGUUCUAUACUUCUAUGUUCUAUGUUUGCUGCUAGAUUAAUCCUUAACCUGGUGGAACUGAUAAGACUUUGCCAUCUGACCAGGCUCUAUACUGUUUAAAUGUUCAUGCUGAUCUCCCCUAACUUGAAGAUGGACUGUUCAAAAAUGAAAGGUGGACAAAUUCAUUUAAGAAAUUCAGUAAGUUAUGGGCUUAGUAUUUUGUUUAUGAAAUCCUUUUGACAACUGUUCUAAAUUAAAAAAUGAACAGAUCCAUAAAACUAAUUCAGCGGGGCUAAGUUUGCAGGAAAUAAUGACUUGUGGCAGGUUUAUUCUGAUUUUCUUCUGCUACAUUUAUUCUUUUCUAUUUGCCAAUAUUUAAUCUGAUAUAUGAUGUUUCAUUAUGUAAUAGCAUUAGGUGUUAAUGUAUAAUAUAUUUGAACCAUUGAUACUAAUGUACUUUAAUGGCUAGUUUAAAUGUUUAAUUCUAUGUAUCAAAUGACAUUCAGUCAUUAUUUAGCCUGGGUAAAUAAGCAGUUUCAUAUCAGUACAGUAUGAUUAUUGAAGGUGAUUUAUUAUUUAUACUGUAGACAACUUGUUAGAUUUAAAGCAUGCCAGUCAUGGCGUUCUAAAUCAUGUUUUUAUACAUGCCUGGUUGUACCCUACUAUACAACCAACCAACAUUGCUUCAUGCUCUAGUCUUUGUGACAAAAUCAUUUUACAUAAUAGUAGCCUAACAGAAGGGCCAGUUUUAGAGUUGAAUAUGAAUUAUUUGCAAUCAAAAAGUUGGUUAAUAAAUUUAAGAGGAUUAAAUGCUUAACAUUUGCAAAUUAGAUCUUUAUACACAACAUCAAAUAUAAUUUUAAGAGUGGUCAAAAACAUGUUUUUGUUAUUUAGACAGUAAAAUGACAUUGACCAUCAUUUAUGUAUUUACUAUUUAGUCUUGAUGUUAUUACAUGUAUUGAAUUCUGUUUUAAACAAUUUGUAAAUGUGCAAUUUAUGUAGUUUCUAUGAUAUGAUUAAAAGUGAUAAAAUGAAAUACCAGUACUUCU
Ruditapes philippinarum (Manila clam) is the source of this 2860-nucleotide messenger RNA. RefSeq names its product tetratricopeptide repeat protein 1-like. The record is from RefSeq and is a predicted model, not a curated record. Gene Ontology annotation, molecular function: protein binding. The transcript is spliced from 6 exons. NCBI's taxonomy places the organism in Eukaryota, Metazoa, Mollusca, Bivalvia, Venerida, Veneridae. The coding region runs from base 133 to 1206 and encodes 357 amino acids.